Messenger RNA from Helianthus annuus (common sunflower), 1979 nucleotides. Its product is annotated as carotenoid 9,10(9',10')-cleavage dioxygenase 1. Gene Ontology annotation, cellular component: chloroplast stroma. The coding region runs from base 68 to 1828 and encodes 586 amino acids. The record is from RefSeq and is a predicted model, not a curated record. Lineage: Eukaryota; Viridiplantae; Streptophyta; Magnoliopsida; Asterales; Asteraceae. Gene Ontology annotation, molecular function: carotenoid dioxygenase activity. The transcript has 17 exons. Gene Ontology annotation, biological process: carotene catabolic process.
GUUCAGUGGUGCCAUUAGAAAGACAAAGAGUCCAUCUUUCACGACUGCAUUUUAUUUUUUCAUUACAAUGUAUCCGAUCUUGUUGAACUCGUCUGGAUUUAGUUGCUUACACGUCCGUCCAGUUUCUUGUGAGGUUACAGGCCGUGGGACUUUUGUGACAAGUUAUCAACCUUUCGGUAGAUACAAUAAACCGCUAACACCAAAACUUGAUCUUAAAUCUAAGUGUAAGAAUGGCACCAUGGAAGGCAGAGGGGUGGUGGUUGUGAACCCUAAGCCAAACAAAGGGCUUACUUCCAUGGUAGUUGAUUGGAUGGAGAAGUUUGUAGUGAAGCUAAUGUAUGAUUCAUCGCAACCUCAUCACUGGCUCUCUCAUAAUUUUGCUCCCGUUCAUGAGACUCCUCCUUCCAAACAUCUACCCGUAAUCGGUCACCUACCGGAGUGCCUGAAUGGGGAGUUUGUUAGAGUAGGCCCAAAUCCAAAGUUUCCUCCUGUGGCUGGAUAUCACUGGUUUGAUGGAGAUGGCAUGAUCCACGGGUUGCGAAUAAAAGAUGGAAAGCCAUCUUAUCUCUCACGUUACGUAAGAACAUCUCGUUUAACCCAAGAGGAAUUCUUUGGCGGAUCUAAGUUUACAAAGAUUGGAGAUCUUAAAGGACCAUUUGGAUUUUUGAUGAUCCUUAUAGAGAUGAUUAGAUCAAAGCUCAAAAUUCUUGAUCUUUCAUAUGGCAUUGGGACAGGAAACACAGCUCUCAUAUAUCAUCAUGGAAAGCUCUUGGCGUUAUUCGAAGGAGAUAAACCAUAUGUCAUUAAGGUAUUGGAGGAUGGUGACCUUCAAACUCUUGGAUUAAUGGAUUAUGAUGAAAGGCUUUCUCACAACUUCACUGCUCACCCGAAGAUUGACCCAGUAACGGGUGAGAUGUUUGCGUUUGGAUAUUCACGAACACAGCCAUAUGUCAUGUAUCGUGUGAUUUCAAAAGAUGGUGUCAUGAAUGAUCCAGUGCAAAUAACAAUUCCAGAAUCAAUAAUGAUGCACGACUUUGCGAUUACUCAGAAUUAUGCAAUUUUCAUGGAUCUGCCUUUGUACUUUAGACCAAAAGAAAUGGUGAAGGGUGAAAAGUUUAGUUACCUAUUUGAUCCAACCAAGAAAGCUAGAUUUGGCAUACUUCCACGGUAUGCAAAGAACGAGCUCCAAAUAAAAUGGUUUGAACUUCCAACUUGCUUCAUAUUUCACACUGCCAAUGCAUGGGAGGAAGGAAAUGAAGUUAUUUUAAUUGCAUGCCGGCUUCAAAAUCCAAAUUUGGAUAUGGUUCCAAGCAACAAUUUCACAAACGAGCUGUAUGAGAUGAGGUUCAACAUGGAGAGUGGUAUAGCUUCUCAAAAAAAGCUAUCAGAAUCCGCUGUUGAUUUUCCCAAAGUCAACCAGUUCUACACCGGCAGGAAACAACGAUAUGUGUAUGCAACUAAGCUUGACAACAUUGGAAAAGUGACGGCGAUUGUGAAAUUUGAUUUACAUGCAGAACCUGAAACUGGAAAAACAAAGAUUGAAACCGGAGGAAAUAUUCAAGGAAUCUAUGAACUUGGGCUAGGUAUAUUUGGUUCAGAGGCCAUUUUUGUUCCUAAUCAACCUGGACGGGAUUCUGAAGAAGAUGAUGGUUAUUUGAUUUUCUUUACACAUGAUGAAAGCAAAAGGAAAUCAUCAGUAACAAUAAUAGAUGCCAAAACAAUGUCUCCUAAUCCAGUUGCAGUCAUCCCAUUGCCUCAUAGGGUUCCAUAUGGUUUCCAUGCCUUUUUUGUCACAGAGGAGCAAAUUCAAGAACAAUCAAAAUUGUGAGUUGUAUGAAGUAUUCUUGUUUGUUCCUAAGCAUUUAUUGGCAUAUAAUGUUAAGCACCGAAUUAAACAUUACUAUUAGUCCUAAGUAUGUAAUUAUGUGUCACAUUAGUAUUAUUUAGUCUGGCUCACAUAAGGUUUUGGCGCCGGUUUA